Messenger RNA from Daldinia childiae, 1803 nucleotides. RefSeq lists its product as uncharacterized. Lineage: Eukaryota; Fungi; Ascomycota; Sordariomycetes; Xylariales; Hypoxylaceae. Bases 1 to 1803 code for a protein of 600 amino acids. The transcript is spliced from 2 exons. The record is from RefSeq and is a predicted model, not a curated record.
AUGGAAACAGGACUCGACGCGGUCUGCGAAGAUGUUAACCUGUUCGAGGCGGAAGUCCGUGACUACCUGAAAAAUCAUAACAAGAUAAAGGGCGUAAAUCCCGAAUUCGUCGCAUCUCGCGCUGGAUCUAUGGAAGAUACCGCCUUUCAGCCCAUGCUCGACCUGGUGCUCUCCAUUACCGGCUCUUUCGAGACUCUGAGAAACCUCAGCCCUCAGAAGAGUUCUUCCCUGCUCUGCCUAGAGAACUCGGUCCUCGCUAAACGAUUGAAGAUAGCCCAAGAUAAGCUAUGCAUCGUACGCGACAAGAUGGAAGAUAAAUACGAAAGGGCGUGCGCCGACCGAGACGAGAACCAGGACCGUUUCGACCAGCUACAAGAGAACCUCGAUAAUUUAGAGGCUAGUUCUAGCCCCAAUAUAAUCAUGUUCGAGGCGACUAAGGCGAAUCUAGAAGCCCAAACCCGGCUGGAACAAAGCGAGGCCGAUUUAAAAGAAGAGACGAAGAAGCUUAAAGAAAGCGAAACCAAAUUAAAACAGAAUAUCCAGAAUAUCGGAAAUAACGAAUCUCAAUUAAAGGAAAAGGUGAGGAAGCUAUCAGAUAAGGUAGAAGCUCUAGAGGAGAACAAGGUUUUACUUCAAAAGCAAGGGAAUACGCUGGUGGAUACCACAAACCGGCUACGGGAUGAGAAAAAAUCAUUAAAACAGAGCGAGGCCCAACUAAUACAAGAGAAAAGUCAGCUCGUGACUGAUCACGCCGCAUCAGUAACAGAGCUAAAAGACCAAAUAGCUUCUUUAGAGUUAAGGCUCCGGAUUCUGCAGGAUGCUACAGAUAAAUACAAGCGCGACUUGGACCAAGAGAAGACGCUAAGUACAGUCACCCUCUACGACAAGAAUACCGAGGCCGAGUACGAUAUUCUAGAUGCCAACAAAGAGAUCGAAAGACUCGAGAAACAAAUCAGCGAGGGGAAAGAAAAUCUAGAGAAGAUGCGUGGUGAUAUCGACCGCGCAGAGUCUCGGGCGAACGGGGUACAGAAACCCCUCGACUCGGUACAGAGAGUCCUAGGCGAGGAGAGGUUGGCUGCAGCUCGCGCCUUCGCCUCAUAUUCUCUAGUUUCGGCCGUUAACUACGAGUUCUGGCUCGAGUUCGCUAGCGCCCAGCAGGACUCAGUCUCAAUAGAGCCUGUCGAUCGCCAGCUCGGCCACGAAGAGCCUCGCCCGUGGAUCGUCUUGCAGACAUGGUUCCCCGCUAACCUCCCCCCAUUCAUCUCGAAACCCGGACUUAGCCACGUCCCAACCCUCGUAUCCCACCUCUACGGAGAAAUCACUACCAAGAGGAGGACCAACUUAUCCAUCAGCCUCAACGGCUCGUUGACCGAGAGUCUUACUACCGAGACCCGCGUCAGGGACGCAUCCCUGCGACACCUCGUCGAGAAGGCUAUAGAAACGCAUCCGACAUAUCACGACCUGCCUACGGACCUCUUCGCCAUAGCCGUCUGGCAGCUGGUGCUACUCCUGAAGGCUAGGUGGGGUAUCGACAUAGGAGAAUCUCCGCUAACCAAGCUAAAAGUUUACCUGCAGCGCUCCCCCUGCCGGCCUAUAUACGAUGCUCUAGGACGCGGAAGCGGCAACCAGGGCAUGCUAACUGCAUGCCAGCAGCACGGCCACGUGUUCGGCGACACCGGGAUCGCGCUGCUAAAGCUUCCCAAGCUAGUAGACUACGUAAUCGUGGUACAUAUCUGCGACAAGCUCCUGCGAGCAGUAAGUACUAGCCGCUCAGACUUCUCCUCAACCGACUACGGAUCCUAA